This is a messenger RNA of Colletotrichum paranaense, 276 nucleotides long. RefSeq lists its product as uncharacterized. Lineage: Eukaryota; Fungi; Ascomycota; Sordariomycetes; Glomerellales; Glomerellaceae. The record is from RefSeq and is a predicted model, not a curated record. The transcript has a single exon. Bases 1 to 276 code for a protein of 91 amino acids.
AUGGGAGGUAAUAGACGGGAAAUCAGAAACAGAAGGAGCAAAGUGGCUUUUGGGGGACGCGUCUGCCUUUUCUUGUCUUUAAAACGAAACAGCCCCAGCUGGCCUCGAAUUGCGGCAGUGACGAGACGUGGAUUCAGUGGGCAACGACUCGUUCCCUCUUACCCUUACUGUGGCAGUGGGCGGUGGAGUGGACGCCUGGCAGAGGGGUGGGUCCAAGCCGCGCCUGAAGCUCCCGUCAUCUUUGGUCUUUGCCUUCCCUGCCUUGCCUUACCUUAG